AUGAAGAAGGCUCACAAGGGGAUACCACUACUCCAUGGCACCAGCGACUACCAAAGGUGGCACUUGAAAGUGAUCGCACACCUCAAGUCACUGGGCCUCAAGGACCACGCGACAGGGCUAACUGUCAUGUCCAAGAAGCUACACCAGAGUGAGAUGGACCUCUCACUGGCAAUCCAACACCUUGAGCACAAGAAGCACAUCCAACAGACGCUUGGCACAAUCAAGAAGCUGGUUGAUGACAACCUCCUUCCAUUGAUCAAGGGUGCCACCACCACAAAAGCUGCGCUUGACAUCCUUGAAGCACAGCUUGUAGCAAAGAACACGGCACAGUUCAUCACCACCAUCUGCAAGCUCUUCUCACUCAAGAAGAAGCCUGAGCAGAGCGUCGCCGUGUACUUCGCCAAGCUUGACAGGCUCAUCACGCUCACGGUAGCUGACGCCACUGAGGACAUCAAGCACUGUGUCGCCCUCCCAGAUCCCAACACGCUCAUGGUCGGACAGCUGUCACUGUUCACGAUCACAUACUCGAACGACCUCCUCUGUCGCUACAUCAUGAAGCACGCCACCGCCAUCGCCCUGGCUGGGCUGCCGGAGGAGUAUGAGAUGGCCAGGGCCAUCAUUGGAGACUGGCCAGAGUUUGACACGAACUGCGCACACGCCAAGAUCAGCAAGCGUGAAGUGGAAAUCGCCCGCGCUGACAGUCCCAGCAGCCACAGAGGCAGCGACAAGCUGCUCUACGCCAAGGCCCAGGACACUUGCGGCCCUCACCGUGGAACCGCACACCAUGGCCAACGGCAGAACGGCGACACUCACUGGUCUUGUCACCCCGGCGGCCGCCCAGCAUCAGCAACAAGCAGUGAUAGCUGGUCACUGAAGCCGUCGUUCCAGAAGCGCAAUCGCCCUCUCUGCAACUACUGUCACAGGCCAGGACACUUGCGCGCAGUCUGCCGUCGCCAACUGGCUGACACCGAGCAAGCCAAUGUUGCCCACGAAGUCGAGGCGGUCGAGCCCGCCAAUCUGGCUGACACAGUGGCACUGGUGGUCGCUGAGACUGAGCUCGCGCUCGUCUCCGCUGAUCCGCACGUCACACUGUGGUACCUAGACUCCGGUGCGACAUUGCACAUGGCUGCCAACCAUGACUGGUUCCAUGAUUAUGAGCAACUGUUGAGCCACCCCGUCGCGCUCAGUGACGAUCGCACAAUCCAUGCCGCUGGACGUGGCAUCAUUGAGGCCAGCGUUGAUGUUGCAGGUCAGCGACAGAGGAUCCAGCUCCAUGACGUGCUCCAUGUGCCUAACCUGGUGUGCAACCUUCUGUCCAUGUCCCAAUUCGCCUCCGCCAGGCUCACCAUCAAGAUCUCAGCCCAGGGGUGCAAGGUGUUCUCCAGGCGCAAUCGCCAGACAGUGCUUCGCCCAGUCAACCUGGGGCGCAUGCUGGUGGCCUCCCUGCGCAUUGACAUGGCCCCCAGUGAGUGA
Molecule: messenger RNA, 1473 nt
Organism: Acanthamoeba castellanii str. Neff
Lineage: Eukaryota; Discosea; Longamoebia; Acanthamoebidae
Exons: 1
Coding region: 1-1473 (490 amino acids)
Source: RefSeq, a predicted model, not a curated record